This is a messenger RNA of Betta splendens (Siamese fighting fish), 3140 nucleotides long. It is a transcript of the gene sack1e, whose product is annotated as family with sequence similarity 83 member E. The record is from RefSeq and is a predicted model, not a curated record. Lineage: Eukaryota; Metazoa; Chordata; Actinopteri; Anabantiformes; Osphronemidae. The transcript is spliced from 9 exons. Bases 808 to 2622 code for a protein of 604 amino acids. Gene Ontology annotation, biological process: epidermal growth factor receptor signaling pathway.
UUACUGCAGUUCACACCUUCAAGACAGGAGGGCAGAUAGUUCAAACCUACCAGUCAGGCCGGACUAGUAGCAAAAUAAACUGUGAGGUAAAUAAAAUCAUCCCUUAUAUAGAAUAUAUGACAAAUCCACUCACUGCACGCCUUUACACACGUGUAGGAAAUUAUGUAGUGGAACCUGAAUGUCAGAGGACAUGAUUUACUCUAUUAAUGUCAGUGAGAGGUGGAGGAGAGCCGGGACAAUGAGAGAGCAACGUCAGAGACAAGGAGUGGAAGGGUGCGAGACGGGACGACGUGCAGGGGAGGGAAGAGCCUCAGAGGGAGAGUCGAGUCUGAGGGACGAGUCUGAGGGACGAGUCUGAGGGACGAGUCUGAGGGACGAGUCUGAGGGACGAGUCUGAGGGACGAGUCUGAGGGACGAGUCUGAGGGACGAGUCUGAGGGACGAGGCAGCGGCGGUUUUAUAGCUGCAAGAUACGAGGAUCGCUUCAGGCUUUGGUUGGUUUUCCUGUGCGAGCCCGAGCUGAGCCGGAGGACCAGGUUUCCAGCGAACUGCACAGGUUCCCUCUUGGACCCCAUCCAAGCAAGUUCUCAAUAAGAGCCAAAAUGGAACUAAGUGUCAAGACCGGUGGCGAUGAGGAAACGCUUCGGCUUUGAGCCACAGACCGACUCGACUGAAGCCUGAGAUGGUGCGAUCGUCGGCGUGCUGCAGCCAGCGGUGAGGAUCAGGAGGGUGAAGAGGGGGCUGAUGGGAUGCGGGCGACGCAGGGGGCUUAGGCGCUGCUGCUGCUGAGGAGCUACAGGCUGCGGCCAUGUCCGACUUCCAAGACCCGAUGCGCGACAUCCUGCCCCUGAGCGCGUCCUCGCCGGAGUUCCUCCACUGCGAGAAGGAGCGCCGGGCCCUGGAGCAGCUCCUCGGCGCCGGGCCGGAGGCCUUCUACGGCGCCGUGGCCUCGGAGCGCUGCGGCUGCUUCCUGUCGCCGCAGGAGGUCAGACUCGUGAGCGACUGGGCUCAGGAGAGCGGCGAGGACCGCGGCGAGGACGGCGGCGAGGAGCCGGACGACCUCCAAUCCACCUACUUCCCCUGCCAGACGGACGGGCCGGCACCGAGCCUGGACCUUGGCUGGCCGGAGAGGAGCCCCUUGGCCGGGAACAACAGCGUCACAGUGCACAGCAGCCCCCCUGCUGAGGGGGAGCCUCCCGUCAGACAGAUCAUCAGAUGGCAUCUGCAGAAGGCUGCACUCGCGAUCGCCAUCGUGACCGACAGCCUGUCAGACGGCCUCGUCAUCGAGGAUCUGCACGCCGCCGCCUCCCGGGGCGUCCGCGUCUACAUCAUCCUGAACCCGAGGUCCGUUCAGGAGAGCUUCGCGCUCGACAAGCUCAAGCAUCCAAACAUGCGGGUCCGCAUUCUUGGAGGGAAAUGCUUUCGUUCACGGACGGGGAAAGCGGUGGUCGGGGAGAUGAAACAGAAGUUCCUGCUGCUGGACGUGGACACGGUGAUUCACGGCAGCUACAGCCUCACGUGGACAGAUGCUCAUCUACACCGGCAGCUGAUCACGGUCCUGCGCGGCCCAGUUGUGGACUGGUUCGACAGGGAGUUCAGGAUCCUCUACGCUGCUUCACUUCCUGCCUCGAGUGUGCGAUGGGCUGCGGGGGCCCACGUGGAGCGGGCCGAUCAGCUGACGGACCUCUCGGAGCUGAUGCUCAAACAACAACUCUGUGUGGAGCCUCAGAUUCCAGAUCCUCCGUCGCCGCCGGCCGACUCCUUCAUGGAUUGGGAGGCGAUGGGUGCUUUUCAGGUGUUCCAUGACGACGCUGAGCAACUGGACGAGCCGCUGUUUGAUGGAAACACACCCGUUUCUGAUGGUUCUGCUGAGAAUGGAAAUCAAUGUGAUAUGAAAAGGGACGAUAGAAACGCAUCCUCACUGACAAACCAUGCGCUGGAUUCAUCAACCUUCAGGGAUUUGAAUCAUUUUGAUAGCGACCCAGAGCCCUCGCCAACAGAGCCAGAACUCUCAGAACCAACAGAAAGGUGGUUAAAAAAAUUAGACAGAGCUAUUUCCAGAGAACUCAGUAAAGACACGAGCACCGACUUAGACCACAGGACAACAACAAGAAGAGUUGAUGAGCAAACACAGACACUGGACAGACUUUCUUCUUCCAUCCAGGAGGAGGAGGAGAGCAACGUGGAGGAAACUACCUCCAGAGUGGAGACAGCAGCUUCUAGAAAACCGUUAAUCCUGAGAGUGCCGGUGUCUGGCAGCUGCAGUUCGUGCAGUGAGGUCAUGAGGAACAUUCGCAUGUCAGGGCUGUUGGACACGGCACCAAAGUCCAAUUUGGCCCAAAUGAGCCAGUCCAUGAUGGACCUGAGCGCACCCAACACGGAGGUGAAUCACGAUAAGAAAGAAGCCCCACUGUCAAGUUCAAGCACCACACUCUUUAACCCAGCUCCAGUCACACCUGCUUCAGUCCUGAUGCGGAAUAGGAGCAAUGUAAAAAAACCUUCGCAGCAAAGCACUCCAAAGACCUAUCUCCCCAUAACGAGGUCUCGCAGCUUCAGCUUUUAUGUUGGCAUGAACCACAUGAAGCCACCAAUAAAAGAGGAGGGAGACAAUAAAAAUACCUGAUGCUCUGUGAAGACGGGAAGCUGCCAGCAGUGGAUAGUUCUGACCUCUGAAGUGUUAAUUAGCUUUGAAUAAACAAACUGUGACUCUGAAUAUAAAAGGUUCCAAUGAAGGAUGCAAACCAGAUUAGCACAUGUUACCAUGGAAGCCUGGCGAACACUCUGUUUCCCUGUAUUUUAAAUAUGGUGCAUUCUUUUAUAGUAUGUUUAUCUUUAUGUAUAUUAUAUAUUCAUUCAUGUAAAUGAAUAAAGCAACAACAUGGUGAAGUUGCUCCACAGCAAGAAAAAAAAGCCCAGGGGCCUUUCUAAGUGGUUGCAUGAUUUUUCUUGGGUGUUCUUGCCAAAGGACAGGCGCCACCACCUUCUUCUCCUGCAAUUUAAAUAAUGGAUGAAAAAUAUACUUUUAUUUAGGCUGCCUUUUUAACAAUAAAACGUUUGGUCACAAAGUCACAGUCAUGUACAUGUAUUUAAACUAUAUAACUGUCAGAAUAAAUUAUGAUAAAAGUGUGAUUAAAAGUUGAA